GACAGAGCUCUGGUACUCGGCAUUUUCCAUCAAAACAACAUCAUCAUCAUCAACCAUGGCGGGAAUCUUCGCUUUCAAAUGCCCAUGUUUCCACCCACCAUCUUCCUCUCUUUCCUACAGUUCCAACCACUUCCUUCUUCCCCGCCUCACUAUUUCCCGCCGCCUCCCCAAAUUCCCCAGAAUAUAUGCAUUGACUAGCAACGAUAUAAAGGUGGGCCUUAACAUUGAAGUCGAUGGUGUUCCUUGGAAGGUUCUUGAGUUCCUCCAUGUCAAACCUGGAAAAGGGGCUGCGUUUGUAAGGACCACACUGCGGAAUUAUGUGUCUGGGAAUCAAUGUGAGAAAACUUUCAGAGCUGGAAGUAAGUUAGAAGAGGCUGACAUAUUUAAGGAAACCAAGCAAUACACCUAUAAAGAUGGUGCCCAAUACGUUUUCAUGGACUUGAGUACAUUUGAAGAAUAUCGUCUGAAUGAGGCAGAUGUUGGAGAUAAAGCCAAGUGGCUGAAAGAAGGCAUGGAUUGCAUCUUGCUCUUCUGGAAUGAUAAGGUCAUUGAUUUUGAACUCCCCAUCACAGUCAAGUUGAAAGUGGUCGAAGUUGAUCCUGGUUUAAAGGGUGACACAGCUCAAGGAGGAUCUAAGCCAGCAAUUCUCGAUACUGGUGCUGUGGUUAGCGUUCCAUUGUUCAUAAGUAUUGGAGAGGAGAUUUUGGUAGAUACGAGGGCUGGGGAGUACAUGGGCCGUGCAUAGCUUACUUGACCAUCGUUUUUUUGGAGUCAAUGGGUACCACUUACGUCUGAGAGAAACAACCUGUCAAGAGAUUAACUUUGUCGUCUUCUUUUUUCGUUUUUUUGGUUAAUGGAAGCUUUGUUUAUACCAUCGAGUAAUUUUCAGAUUUUGUUAAUCAAACGAUGAUACGAGAGUUUAUAAUUACAACGGAACAAAAUCCUCCCUU
This is a messenger RNA of Erythranthe guttata (spotted monkey flower), 950 nucleotides long. RefSeq names its product elongation factor P (EF-P) family protein. The record is from RefSeq and is a predicted model, not a curated record. Gene Ontology annotation, molecular function: translation elongation factor activity. Gene Ontology annotation, biological process: translational elongation; peptide biosynthetic process. Lineage: Eukaryota; Viridiplantae; Streptophyta; Magnoliopsida; Lamiales; Phrymaceae. Gene Ontology annotation, cellular component: cytoplasm.